Protobothrops mucrosquamatus (brown spotted pit viper) is the source of this 7656-nucleotide messenger RNA. RefSeq names its product dynein axonemal heavy chain 6 (gene DNAH6). The record is from RefSeq and is a predicted model, not a curated record. Gene Ontology annotation, molecular function: ATP binding; ATP hydrolysis activity; minus-end-directed microtubule motor activity. Gene Ontology annotation, biological process: microtubule-based movement. Gene Ontology annotation, cellular component: dynein complex. The transcript has 46 exons. NCBI's taxonomy places the organism in Eukaryota, Metazoa, Chordata, Lepidosauria, Squamata, Viperidae. The coding region runs from base 53 to 7591 and encodes 2512 amino acids.
GACUCUCUGGAGGGCGAAGUUUUACUGUCGCUUCUGGGCGGGAAAGGCCACUAUGUCAAAAAGAAUCUUACUACCUUCUAUCCCAUCACUGGAAUCAACAGCUAGUAGAAGUAAUCAGAGUUCAAGUGAAGAAUCUUCUAAUGGGAAAAAUUCUCCUUCAAUAAAUGAAUUAAGAAGCAGACUGACUAGCGUGGCUCCAAAACAGAUGGUACCAAAUCCGGAAGCUCUGAAGUUUGAACAUAAUACAAAAUCUCAAGAAAGAACUAGAAAGCGGCAGCAGCCUAUAAAGCUAGAACCUUUACCUGCCUUAAAAACAUAUCAGCACCAAAAACAACCUGAAUAUAUAUACCAGAAAAACAGGGAAAAAUUGUUAGCAGCUGGAGUAUUAAAGCCUACAACUUCAGCAGAGAAAAGAAAAUGGCCUAGUACGGUGGAGGCAAUUUCCUCUGAACUCCAUGAAGAACUGAAAGAAAGACAGUUGCUGAGUGCUAUGGUACGAAUUCCAACUCCUCCUAAACAACCACGUAGUGCAUUAAAGACAAGUGCUUGCAAACCCAGUUCGACUCCACCUUUACGUACAUUUAGUGAUCCAGAAGAAGUAAUUAAAGCUAAUAUUACGGAGCCUCUACAGAUUAUAAGAAUAAUAUGUGAAAACAAAAACCUAGGAUUUCUGUACUUGACUCCCGCAGUGCCUAAAUCAUCAAUUGAGUAUGACUCAUAUAACCUGAAAAUUGUAAGCUAUGACUGCAUUAACAAAAAUGACUACUACACUAUUAGUCCACAAGCAGUUAUUCAUACAUGUAAUGGAGAAGUUGAAUACCUGGAACUUGAACGUUGGGAGCAAGAAUAUGUCUAUCAUAGGGCACUUGUCAAAAUUACUAUAUUUGCUAUAUUUCGCAAAUGGAAGUCAUUUAAUGUAUGGAGGAAGAACGUCCGCUGCAAAAAGAUCAAUUCAUGUCGCCGAGCUUUACAGAAGAAUUUAUUUAUCGUUAAUGCUUGUUUGAGACCAGCAAUUCUAAACAUCCAAGAAAUGUGUUAUCGAAUUGGUGACAUGGUGCUUUGUCAAGUUGAAAAGGGCUAUAUAUAUACAUUGAUAGAGUUUAAAGGUACUCAGUUCAGUCAGCUGAAAGAUGUGGCAUCUCGUUUGUCAGAAUUCAGAGAAUUAGCCAAAGAAGUGGUUAGAGGUGCAUGUCGAACUGCAUUGCUUGAAACUGGUUUCACUCCUGAUGAUUAUUUUUACAGUGUUGAGAGUACAGAACAGGUAACAAUGGCAACAAGAAAAGAAGCUGUGAUAGGAACCACUGUUCCUCGUGUUGAGAAAGACUUGUAUGUCGAACAACCUGAAAGAAUGACAUACACAGAACAGGCCAAUAAAAGGGCUCAGUGUGGAAGGCUAACAUGCUUUAUUCGUCUUGCUGAUUAUCUUAUAGUAAAUACUAUGCACAUCUUGGCAGUUAAAUCUGUUGCUGCUCUUUUGCGUUAUCUUACUGAUAAGUUGAAGAAGACACCACUUGCAGAAAUUAUCCAGACAUGGAAUACAGAUGCAGUAGCACCUGAAGUUGUGGAAAAGAAGGGAACUGCUUCAGUGAUUAUAGAGGAAGAGGAGGCAUCCAUUCCAAUGUUUCUUGUAGAGCUAAUUUUAGAGAUCCAUGCAUUGCUGUUUGAACCAACUAUGGAAGAGUUCCAGGAUACCAUGGCAGACAUUGUGUCUCAGUUUCAAGCAACUGUGUUAUCUGUUGCAAACCUUGUUCCCGAUCAAUAUUUUGAUGCCUUCACUCGUCCUGUUAUUAACAACAAAAUUGAAGAAAAAACAUGUGGUGAAGGACCAAGCUUAUCAACAAUGUUUAAAGAUGAUAAACAUCUUCAAAAUAUUAUCCUACAAAUAAAGGAAACAAUUGAUUCAGCAUUUGACGCAGCAAAUAUAUAUGCAGCUACUUUUGAAAAGUUUCGAUUGUUUUUCAGAGAAAAUGAAAGCCUUGAUUUGAAAGCUCUAAAGAAAGAAGAACCUGAUGUUAAAUUUUUUGCUGAACAACUGGAGAAAUAUCACAGACAACACAAAGAAGCUUUGGCAAUAAAACAAAAGAGGCCACUAGGUUUGUUCCUCAUAGACGCGAAAAAGUUGAAAGACAAACUAACUCCAUCACCAAAGCGCUGUUUGGAGGUUAUUAAUGAAAUGCUUCCUGUAAUUGCAAAGAAAAAAGUGAACACCAUCCUUGCUGAGGCAAAUGAUGCUAAAUUUAAACUUGAGUUUCUGCCAUAUACAACUACUGAAUAUGUGGUGACCUUGACAUUCCUUGAUGAAAUACAAGAUAGGAUUGAAAUUCUUGACGAUGAAUCAAAAGUGGUUUCUAAGAUGUAUCAGCUUAUUGAACAGUAUAUUAUACCAACUCCCCCUGAAGACUUUGCUUUGUUUUCAAGUUUGAAGCCAACUAUUGUUGCUGUUCGUAAUGCAAUUGAUAAAUCUGUGGGUGAAAGAGAUGCCAGCAUUAUUAAAUUCUGCCAGCUUCUAGAUGAAGAUGUUCAUGAUCUAAAUGAAGAAGUUAAAGAAGUUAGACUUCUAGCACAGGAUCCUCAGAUUCUGGACGCAGAUGCUGAUCAAGAGAGAAUAAAAAUAGUUCUAAGCGAGUUGCAAGCCGUUCUUGAUGAAAUACAAAAACGGGCAUUCCAGUAUAAAUCCUAUCAGAAGAACUUCAAGGUGGAUAUAACAAAAUUUGAUACUUUGGAGGAAGUUUGUGCAGAGUUAAAGUUGAAACAACUGUUGUGGGAUUCUCUUUCUGAAUGGUCAGUACUUGAGGAAGACUGGAUGGAGUCUAAAUUUGAUAGCUUGGAUCCAGAAUUGCUGAAUGGUCAAGUUUCCAAAUAUGCUAAAUUUGUAAAUCAGCUGGAAAAAGGCUUGCCGCCUAAUAAUGUUGUCCCACAACUGAAGGAGAAAGUGGAGAAGAUGAAAGAAAAGCUUCCAGUGAUCACAGAUCUUAGAAAUCCUUUUUUGAAACCCAGACACUGGGCAAUUCUGGAACAAAUAGUUGGUGCACCAUUAAUAGACAUGGAAAAUCCAUUAACCCUGGAGCGACUUACUCAGAUCAGUGCUUUUGAAUAUACUCAGGAGAUUCAGGAUGUUUCUGGACAAGCUUCAGGAGAAGCUUCUCUGGAGAUUAUUCUCAAAAAGGUGGAAGAUGCCUGGAAAACAACAGAAUUCAUUGUAAUUCCUCAUCGUGAUUCAAAAGAUGUUUUCAUCCUUGGUGGCACAGAUGACAUCCAGGUCAUUCUAGAUGAUAGUACUAUUAAUAUAGCAACGAUUGCCUCUUCACGGUACGUAGGCCCUCUCAAGCCACGAGUUGAUGAAUGGCAGAAACAGCUGUCUUUAUUCAGUCAGACAUUGGAGGAAUGGCUGACAUGUCAGAGGAAUUGGCUCUAUUUAGAAAGCAUUUUCAGUGCUCCUGAUAUUCAAAGACAGUUGCCUGCAGAAGCCAAAAUGUUCUUGCAAGUAGAUAAGUCUUGGAAGGAAGUUAUGAGAAAAAUAAAUCGACUGCCAAAUGCCCUCCGUGCCGCUACUCAGCCUGGCCUUUUGGAGACCUUUCAGAAUAAUAAUGCUCUUCUUGAUCAGAUUCAGAAAUGUCUGGAGGCCUAUUUGGAAUCCAAGAGAGUCAUUUUCCCAAGAUUCUACUUUUUAUCGAAUGAUGAGCUCUUGGAAAUAUUGGCCCAAACCCGCAAUCCUCAAGCAGUUCAGCCUCAUUUAAGGAAAUGUUUUGAUUCUAUUUCUAAACUGGAGUUUGCCUACAUGGCACCAGCUGAAGGAGAAGAAAAAGUUCUCACUAAUGAUAUUCUAGCAAUGCUGUCCCCCGAAGGUGAAAGGGUUGGCCUGGGAAAAGGACUUAAGGCCAGAGGAAAUGUUGAAGACUGGCUUGGUAAAGUUGAAGAAGCAAUGUUUACUUCCCUUAGACGAUUGAGCAAAGCUGCCAUUGCAGAUUAUCAAACCAGAGAAAGAACAGAGUGGGUUAUCGCUGGACAUCCUUCUCAGGUUGUGCUGACCAUUUCUCAGCUCAUGUGGUGUCGUGAUCUCACUCAGUGUUUAGAAGGAGAAGAACAUGAUCAUUUGGUAGCUCUGGAAGAGUUUGAAAAUGAGAAUUUUGAUAGACUAAACUCAUUGGCUUCACUAGUCCGCGGCAACCUUCCCAAAAUUCACAGAAAUAUCAUAACCGCACUCAUUACUAUUGACGUACAUGCAAGAGACAUUGUUACAGAACUUGUACAACAACAGGUGGAUUCUGUGGACAAUUUUGACUGGCAAAGACAACUGCGCUACUAUUGGGACCUCGAUUUAGAUAACUGCGUGGCAAGGAUGGCUUUAUCUCAAUAUACCUAUGCCUAUGAAUACUUGGGUGCAUGUCCAAGAUUAGUGAUAACGCCACUCACGGAUCGUUGCUAUCUUUGCCUGAUGGGAGCCCUGCAACUUGACCUCGGGGGUGCCCCAGCUGGACCUGCUGGUACUGGAAAAACAGAGACUACAAAAGAUCUUGCAAAAGCACUUGCCAUCCAAUGUGUGGUGUUCAACUGUUCAGAUGGCUUGGAUUACAAGAUGAUGGGGCGCUUCUUCAGUGGUUUGGCACAGUCUGGAGCCUGGUGCUGCUUUGAUGAAUUCAAUCGAAUUGAUAUUGAAGUUCUGUCUGUUAUUGCCCAACAACUGAUUACAAUAAGGAAUGCUAAAGCAGCAAAGGUCACUCGGUUUAUGUUUGAAGGACGCGAAAUCAAAUUAAUUAUGACUUGUGCGGCUUUCAUUACUAUGAAUCCUGGCUAUGCUGGACGAACAGAAUUACCUGACAAUCUAAAAGCACUCUUCAGGCCAUUUUCUAUGAUGGUUCCAAACUAUGCUUUGAUUGCAGAGGUUAUUCUGUAUUCUGAGGGAUUUGAAUCAAGUAAAAUACUUGCAAGGAAGAUGACCCAGAUGUAUAAACUCUGUAGUGAACAGCUUUCCCAACAAGACCAUUAUGAUUUUGGAAUGAGAGCUGUCAAAUCUGUGUUGGUCAUGGCAGGAUCACUAAAGAGAGAGCAUCCAAACCUGAAUGAAGAUGUUGUUUUAAUAAGAGCAUUACGAGAUUCGAAUCUCCCAAAAUUUCUUGCAGAUGAUGCUCUUUUGUUCAGUGGAAUUAUAUCUGACCUUUUUCCUGGAGUCAUAAUCCCAGAACAUAAUUAUGGAGUGCUGCAGUCGACAAUAGUAGAUACCAUUCUUUCCAAAGGAUUGCAGACCGAAGAUACCAUGAUUCGUAAAGUGAUACAGCUGUACGAAACUAUGCUGGUAAGGCAUGGGGUCAUGCUUGUUGGACCAACAGGAGGUGGAAAAACUACAGUGUAUCAAAUUUUAGCAGAUACACUUGGAACUUUAUAUAAAGCAGGUGAGGAAUAUCACUUUUUCCAGCCAGUUAAAACAUAUGUUCUGAAUCCUAAAUCAAUAACUAUGGGUGAGCUAUAUGGUGAAGUUAACAAUUUAACCCUGGAAUGGAAAGAUGGCUUAAUGGCACUUAGUGUGCGAGCUGCUGUAGUGGACACCUCUGAAGAUCAUAAAUGGAUCAUCAGUGAUGGACCUGUGGAUGCACUAUGGAUCGAAAAUCUGAACACAGUUCUAGAUGACAACAAGAUGCUUUGUUUGGCUAACAGUGAAAGAAUCAAACUGACACCAUCCAUCCAUAUGAUGUUUGAGGUAGAAGACUUGAGAGUUGCUUCUCCUGCCACAGUAAGCCGAUGUGGAAUGGUAUACAUUGACCCAGAUGAAUUGAAGUGGAUGCCCUAUGUCAAAACAUGGAUGGCAGGCCUUGAAGAAAAACUCAACGAAGAAACAAGAACAUAUUUGUUUGAACUCUUUUCGCGUUAUGUUGAAGACGGUCUAAAAUAUGUUCACAAAAAGUGUUCCCAAGCCGUAUCACAAGUGGACAUCAGUAAAGUUGUUGCUCUUUGCUGUUUACUGGAGUCAUUACUUCUUGGAAAGGCAGGACCCAGUAUGAACUUGGAACAAUCACGGUUAAAUUCUCUUGUGUGCCAGACAUUUGUCUUCUGUUAUUUGUGGUCUGUGGGUGGAAAUAUAACGGAGAACUGUUGGGAUGCUUUUGAUACAUUUGUAAGACAGCAAUUUGAAGAUAAUCCUGAUGCCAAGCUCCCAACUUCUGGCGAUUUGUGGAGUGUUUACAUUGAUUACGAUACAAAACGCUUGGAUCCUUGGGAACGAAUUAUACCAACGUUUAAAUACAAAAGGACAGUACCAUUUUUUGAAAUGCUUGUUCCUACCACGGACACUGUACGCUAUGGCUUUCUAAUGGAAAAAUUACUAGCUGUCAAACAUUCCGUGCUAUUCACAGGAAUUACUGGAGUUGGCAAAUCUGUAGUUGCAAGAUCACUUCUUAACAAAAUACAAGAAGAAGCCGGCUAUGUUCCUGUUUACUUAAAUUUCUCUGCUCAGACUUCUUCAGCCAGGACACAAGAGAUUAUUGAAUCAAAAUUAGAAAAAAAAAGAAAAAAUAUUUUAGGAGCACCAGGGAAAAAAAGAGUUGUCAUUUUUGUGGAUGAUCUAAACAUGCCGAAACUGGAUCGUUAUGGCUCACAGCCCCCUAUUGAGCUACUUAGACAGUACCAAGACUUUGGAGGAUUCUAUGACCGAGAAAAACUGUUUUGGAAGGAAAUCCAUGACGUAACUAUUUGUUCAGCUUGUGCACCUCCUGGUGGUGGACGUAAUCCAGUUACCCCACGUUUCAUAAGACAUUUUGCUAUGCUGUGCCUUCCAACACCCUCUGAACAUAGCCUUAAACAAAUUUUUCAGGCUAUUCUGAAAGGCUUCCUAGCUGAAUUUGCCCAAGCAGUAAAGCAGUGUGCAAGUAGUAUAGUGGAGGCAGCUGUUGAAAUAUAUCAAAGAAUGAGCAUUGAUCUGCUCCCAACACCAGCAAAAUCUCAUUAUGUGUUUAAUUUACGUGAUUUGUCAAAGUGUGUACAAGGCAUACUGCAGUGUGAUCCUGUGUCAGUUCGAGACCAGAAUCAGAUAUUUAGGCUAUUCUGUCAUGAGUGCCAAAGAAUUUUUCAUGACCGACUCAUCUGUAAUGAAGAUAAACAAUAUUUUUAUUCUAUGUUAAGUGACAUGGCCAGUAAAUAUUUUGGAGUUUCAACUGACCCAGAUUCAUUUGCAUCUAAACCUAUCUUAUUUGGAGAUUACAUUAAGGUUGGAGUAGAUAAAGCUGACCGAAUUUAUGAAGAGUUACCUGAAAUGGAAAAGAUUAUUGGAAUUUUACAAGACUAUCUAGAUGAUUAUAAUAUAACAAGCUCUAAAGAGGUCAAGCUGGUAUUUUUCCAAGAUGCAGUAGAGCAUGUUUCAAGAAUUGCUCGGAUGAUUCGUCAGGAAAGAGGAAAUUCCCUCCUUGUCGGUGUUGGAGGCACAGGGAAGCAGUCUCUGACUAGACUUGCCUCUCAUAUUUGUGGCUAUAAAUGCUUUCAAAUAGAACUAAGCCGUGGCUAUAAUUAUGACUCUUUUCAUGAAGACCUUAGGAAGCUAUACAAAAUGGCAGGGGUGGAAGACAAAGACAUGGUUUUUCUUUUCACAGACACCCAGGUAUGAAACAAUAUUGAAAUUCUUUUUGCAGAUAAAGCACUAUUAAUAUAAUGAAAUGCAAUGUGAUUUAG